GAACUGUCCGCUUAGCGGCGGAGUCAGGAAACACAGAGACUUGGAUAAGGCCAUGAAACCAAAGCUUAAACCCACAGAAACAACACCUUGAUUUCUCAACACCCUCCUAAAAAAAACCCAACUUUGAGAUUGAGUCCUAGUUGUUCAUGGAGAUUGAGAGCCACCCAUUUGGUAUUGGUUGCAAUUCUGUAAGGCAAACUCAGAACUUAAAAAAACUUCUGAUUUAUCUCCACCAAAUCCCUCUCUUUAGAAAUUAAACCAAAAAAGAUUAGAUCUUUUUAAGUUUUUUCAUAGAUUUUAAGAGGUACCCUUUGUGUUUGAGCUGAAGUGAGCAAAAGGGUAGAGCUUAGUUUUGGAGUCUGCAUGAGUGAGCAAGAGCACAGUUGGUGUUUCAAGUUUCGGAGGUUGAAGCAAAAAAAGCAAUGGCUUUGGCUUUUGGUUCAACGGUUACUCUCUCUCAGUAUUGUCUCAAUUUCAAUUCCUCUAGAUUUCACCAUCGGAUUGCUUCUCGCCAAUGGUUGAAUUUGAACCAUGUUUCUGUUGGUUCUCAUAGAUUUAUUAAUGCAAGGUGUUCAAUGACCAACACUGAUGUACACUUCAACCAUGUGGCUACUGAAAAUGAGACGCAAGAUGAAUCAUCAGACAUAGGGAUUGAGUGUUCGGUCCCAGUUGUUCAUCUCACACCUGAUAUCCUUGAGACUGAAUCUUUGAGUUUAUUAACUGAAGACACUUAUGUGGAUAGUCUAUUGAUAACACUGCCUGUUUUGUCAAAAGAGGAGCAGCACACCCUUGCAGCUACUCCGGCCCAUCCAAUGGGAUUAUAUGCUUUAUAUGCUAGUUGUCUAGCUGGAAAUGUGGUGGAACAAUUUUGGAAUUUCGCUUGGCCCUCUGCUAUUGCAUUAAUAUAUCCAAGCCUUUUGCCAGUGGCCCUCAUUGGUUUUGUUAGUAAGCUUGCAAUAAUUGCUGGAGGUCCUAUAGUGGGUACACUUAUGGAUCAUUUCCCCAGAGUGCCUGCGUAUAACUGUCUGAAUAUUAUCCAGGCAGCUGCUCAGUUAUUAUCUGCAACAAUGAUAAUUCGUGCUCAUUCAGUUCCCCCUUCUGCAUCGUCCCUCCUUCUCCGUCCCUGGUUCAUUGUACUUGUAUUGAGUGGAGCUGUAGAGAGGCUAUCUGGUGUAGCAUUAGGAGUUGCUGCAGAGCGUGAUUGGGUGGUGCAGUUGGCAGGAGUGAACAGGCCUAUUGCACUCGCAGAAGCAAAUGCCAUUCUUAGUCGAAUUGACCUACUCUGUGAGAUAGCUGGGGCAUCACUAUUUGGCAUUCUUAUCUCGAAGUAUGACCCAGUAACAUGCUUGAAGUUUGCCACAGGUUUAAUGGUGUGGUCGUUGCCUUUUGCAAUUGUUCUCACGUGUUUAACCAACAAGCUUUCUAGCGGGGUUCUUGACCGCCCUAAAUGUUCACAAACCUGUUGUAGGACAUUUACUGAAGUACCUCUUCUUGAUACCAACAAUAUAGUGGGUAAAGGUUUCGAAGCUAUUAAACUUGGAUGGAAGGAAUACUUACAGCAGCCAGUUCUUCCUGCAAGCCUAGCCUAUGUCCUGCUGUAUUUUAAUGUUGUACUAACUCCAGGCAGUUUGAUGACAGCCUAUCUAACACAGAGUGGUCUAAAUCCAUCUAUCAUUGGCGGUUUCAGUGGACUAUGUGCCUUUAUGGGUGUCGCAGCAACAUUUGUCUCGGCUAGCCUGGUCAGGCGACUUGGCAUCUUAAAGGCUGGAGCAGCUGGGUUGAUAAUUCAGGCUUCACUUCUCACCGUAGCUGUUGCUGUUUAUUGUAGUAGAUCUCCUUCCCAGCAAAGCCCCCUUCUUUUCUUCUUGUGCUUGAUUGUAUUAUCAAGGUUAGGACACAUGUCAUAUGAUGUUGUGGCAGCCCAGAUUCUUCAAACUGGGAUACCGCCAUCCAAAGUAAAUAUCAUCGGGACAACAGAAGUUGCUGUUGCUAGUCUGGCAGAGUCUGCAAUGUUGGGAGUUGCAAUUAUUGCCAACGAUGUUUCACAUUUUGGAUUUCUAUCGAUGUUGUCACUCCUAUCAGUAGUUGCGGCAGCAUGGAUGUUCUGCCGGUGGUUGUUGAAUCCAACAGAUGAACAAAGAAGUCUUUUCUCAUUUGAUGCCCGCUGUUAAUGUUGAGUUAUCUGUGGUGGAAAGAGAGUUUGGGGUUGAUCAGAAACAGGAUAUAGUAAUACUUCAUAUGGUGCCGGUAAGACGCCUUCGUAUUGUUUGGAUAUAGAUGAUAGCUCUGAUGGACCCUUCUUGUACAUACAUUUUGUAAAUCAUUUAUUUAUUCAAAAUCUUUUUGUGUCGGUAAAAA
Rosa chinensis is the source of this 2358-nucleotide messenger RNA. Its product is annotated as solute carrier family 40 member 3, chloroplastic. Gene Ontology annotation, cellular component: membrane. Gene Ontology annotation, molecular function: iron ion transmembrane transporter activity. Lineage: Eukaryota; Viridiplantae; Streptophyta; Magnoliopsida; Rosales; Rosaceae. The transcript has 14 exons. The record is from RefSeq and is a predicted model, not a curated record. Bases 423 to 2171 code for a protein of 582 amino acids. Gene Ontology annotation, biological process: iron ion transmembrane transport.